AUGGAAGCACCUGUAUCCGAAGUUGAGUAUCUAGCCAACGAAGUAAUACUCAACUCCCACCCAGUUUCGUAUCACAAGUUUUCGCGUGUGUUGAAUAUACCGAUAUCACAAGCUAAAAAGACCUUAUAUGAAUAUUACACCAAGAACAGUGAACAAGUCUCGGCCUCAUUUGUAAUCACCGGAGUCAGCAAAGAUGGUGUCAAGGCUAUAAAGUAUUCGGAGAAUGAAGGCAAACUUGAACAUGAUGUGCAAAAGUUUGCAAGUAUAACCACAAUCCACGUAUUCUGCGUAAUAAAAAAAGACCUAAACAUCACAAACAAUGAGGUUGCUUUAGAAGAGUUGAAGGUACAAAGCCAAUUGAGUAAAGUUCAACAAUACGAAAAGAAUGGAAUGAUUGUUGGACCCCCAAUAGAUACCAAAUCACUUGAAGAUGUGGUAGAUACAACUUCAACACCAACACCAACAACUGCAACAUCGACAGUAAAAAACUCAGAAGACAAGCAAAAACCGAAAGAGGUCAAAAGUUCAGGUCUAUCAUCGUCUUAUGUUUCGAGAAAACAACAAAGUCAACCAUCGAAACCUGUGUAUGCAUCACGCAAACAAGAAUCUAGCACUGAUCAGAGGAGGGCUGUAAUUGAACCUCCCGCCCCUACAUAUCAAUACAAAUCGCGUAAGCUAGAGCAAAAGCAACCGAAAGAAAGGAUCAUAAUGGGCAAUUUGCAUAAAGAUCUCGAGGAAGAUGAUCUAGUUGAUGAUGAUCUAGAGUCGAAACGUCAACAUGCACCACCUCCAACGACGGACUUGGAAAAGUUAUUUGAUGGAGAUGAGGAUACUUUUCAGUUCAGUGAUGAAGAUGAUGUGACUCAUAACGAUGAUGCUGCGGAUUCAAAAGCAACAGAGCGUAGAGAAAUAGUUGGUGAACUACAAGUGGAAGAGCAUCCACAAGAUGAUGAACUUGAAGUUGAACCAGGAAACGAUGAACCAGAGGAGCAGUUGUUUGUUGAAGAAGAGAAUAAUGAUGAUGCCGAAAACGAUACGGAAACUGUCAAAGAAGUGGACGAAGAUGGAUACACGGUGACCAAGCGUAAACCAAAAUCUGUGACAAAGCCAACAAGGAAACCCGUUGCUACUAAACGUACAGCUCCAUCCACUACUACCUCAAAAGUAAAGAAGCCAAAUACCGAUGGCAAGAAGAAGACACAGACUUCAUUGAUGAGCUUUUUUGGAAAGAAGUAA
Lodderomyces parapsilosis is the source of this 1236-nucleotide messenger RNA. RefSeq names its product DNA polymerase delta subunit (gene POL32). Gene Ontology annotation, biological process: DNA replication; nucleotide-excision repair, DNA gap filling; DNA synthesis involved in UV-damage excision repair. NCBI's taxonomy places the organism in Eukaryota, Fungi, Ascomycota, Pichiomycetes, Serinales, Debaryomycetaceae. The record is from RefSeq and is a predicted model, not a curated record. Bases 1 to 1236 code for a protein of 411 amino acids. The transcript has a single exon. Gene Ontology annotation, cellular component: nucleus; delta DNA polymerase complex. Gene Ontology annotation, molecular function: DNA-directed DNA polymerase activity.